UUGCAUGUAGUUGGUUUAUGUUUUCGAUCUACUUUAGCUGAGGUUUGCAUGUAUUUAGACGUUGAUUGAUUUGCUUGGUUUGCAAUAGAUUUAGGGAUUUCGUAUCAUAUAUUUUCGUCUCUUUAGUCUUUGAGAGUGUGGUUAUUAGAUGAUAGUGGUAUUAUGUGAUGUUAUCGUGUAGAUUUAGGGAUUUCGAUCGUAGAUUAUAGUUGUGAUAUAGAUUGUGUACGUGAGGUGAGAUGAGUUUAUCGAUUCAGUAGAUGUGUAAUGUGUUCUUCGCAUUUGGUAAAUGUGUUCUGUUAUCGAUGAAACUGAGAUGUGUGAUUAUUUGUUGUUUAUCUCAUGAAACUGAGAUGUGUGUUCUUAUGUUUCCGAGGUUAUUAGGUGAGGUGAGGUUCGAUCACCAGGAUUGUAUUAGCAAGGAGAUCAAAGAGAAACAACUAUUUCCUCCACAGUUGAAGUUUUCGGAUUACACAUGGGUCUUGAUUACAGCUAUUCACAACCUUCACAGGAUGAGACGUUUGGUGGGGCUGAGUCAGACAGUGACUACAACGAAGUCGAAUCUCUCAUUCAGCAAGACCAAGCACAUGCGUUUGUGUACCCUCCACAGCCGGAGGUUGAAUUCGGAUUUCCACAAAUAUGCUACUGUGGGAGUGAACCGAAGAUAGCUACGUCUAGCAUCGAACCAGGUCGCAGAUACUACACAUGUACAAAUGCAAACGAUGGAGAGUGUCAUGUGUGGAAAUGGUGGGACGAGGCUGUAAUGGAGGAGAUGCGAGCCAGGGAUAGACACACAUUUCAGUUAGCCGAGAAGGUAGAUUCUCUGACCUUCUUCAAUGACCAUGCUACUGAGCAGAAGCUCGUUAGAUUAGAGAACAUGGUGUGUGAGUUGGCCAAGAAUAAAUCAAAGUCUAGCUUAGAUUACUUCGUUGCGGUUAUGGUUAUGGUCUUAAUUUUCAUAGGUGUCAUCCUCGUAUUUGUCUAAUGUGUUAUGGUUAUGGGAACUUCUUUGUAAUGAC
Brassica oleracea var. oleracea is the source of this 1019-nucleotide messenger RNA. RefSeq lists its product as uncharacterized. NCBI's taxonomy places the organism in Eukaryota, Viridiplantae, Streptophyta, Magnoliopsida, Brassicales, Brassicaceae. The record is from RefSeq and is a predicted model, not a curated record. The transcript is spliced from 2 exons. Bases 476 to 985 code for a protein of 169 amino acids.